CACUUCUCAAUCUUCCACUUUUCAAAACCACAUAACAAAUCCCUACUCCUACUCCCCCAACUCCAUAAUCUCUUUGAUUAUAUUAAAAGUUGAAAUCUCUUCAACUACUCAAACCCCUUUUCAAAAUCUCAACUUAUUUUUUUUUUCCAUUUUUCAACAUAUAUAUCACUUAAUCAAGACUAGGUUUUUUCACAUUCUAAUGGCACAAAAGCAUUUGCAUGAGCUUUUGAAAGAAGAUCAAGAACCAUUUCAACUUAAAAAUUACAUUGCUGAUAGACGUUGUCAGCUCAAAAGAGAAACUUACUUACAAACAUACAAAAAACCAAGAACCAAAAUUAUUACAGAAACAACCUCAACUUCAACUUCAACUUCUACAUUAUGCAAACAUGCUUGUUUUUUCUCUUUUCAAGAUUCACCUGAUGUUAGAAAAUCACCUCUCAACAAUUUCCCAUCACCUAUAACAAAUUGCAAAAAUAGCCCAAAAAGAAAAGUUUUUCUUCAUAUCCCUACUACAACUUCUUCUUUACUUCUCGAAGCUGCAAUUAGGAUCCAAAAACAACAGAAUUCCAAACCCAAAACACAAAUUAACAAAGUGGGGUUUGGUUUAUUCGGGUCAAUUUUGAAGAAACUCAAAAACAGGAGCAGAAACAAUAAGAGAGAAAUCAAGAAUGAGGAGGAAAUUAGUGUACAAGUGAAAAGUGGCUAUUUUUGUAAUAAUAGUAGGUUAAGUAGUGCUGGCUGGUCAGAAAGUAAUGAAGAAAAAUCAAUGGAUUUUGAGACUUCAAGUAGUUGUAGGUCUGAUAAUGAGGAGGAAAUUGAGGAGGUUGAAUGUGAAAAUAAAUAUUGUUCAAGUCCUACAAGUCCUUUUAGAUUUUCUCUUCAGAAAUGUCCGUCCACCGGUUGCCGGACGCCGGAGUUCUCAUCGCCGGCAGCAUCUCCGACUCGCCACAAGAAAGAGGACAAAAAAAAUUAUGAAGCAAUAGGUUUGGCUAAUAUUGAACAAGAAGAUGAGGAGAAAGAACAAUGCAGCCCGGUUUCUGUCUUGGAUCCUCCAUUUGAUGAUGAUGGACAUGAAGGUGAAUAUGAGGACGAGGACGAAGACGAGGACGAGGAAGACGAUGAUUGUGAUGUUGAAUGCAACUAUGCACUUGUACAGAGAGCACAGCAACAACUUCUCUAUAAGCUUCGUAGGUUCGAGAAACUAGCUGAGUUGGAUCCUAUUGAACUCGAGAAACUCAUGCUCGAUGAAGGAGAAGAAGACAACGACGAUCUUGAAGAGGAAGACGAUGAUGAAGAUUCGUUAUCAUCAUACAGAUACAGGGAUUUCGAUACAUUUGCAAGUGAAGUAACAAUCCCUUAUGACAUGAAAAAGCUAGUGUCCGACCUGCUUUCCGAGGAGAAGACCGAAACUAACAGCUCGAACAAUAGGGAAAUCGUCUUCGGAAGAGUAUGCAGGAGGUUAGAUUCAUGGCAAUAUGUGAGAUCAGACACCAUUGAUAUGAUGGUUGAAUCUGAUUUGCAAACCGAGUUUGAUGACUGGAAAAAGUUUCAAGAACAAAGGGAAGAAACAGCAAUGGAAGUUGAGAUCUCAAUAUUUAGGUUAUUAGUACAAGAAUUAGCAGAGGAGUUAGUAGUUUUGGCCUAAUACACAGAGAUCUUGCCUGUUCUUAUUCUACUUUAGUCUAACUUUGUACUAAGACUUAGGCUAGUUUUGUAAUGUAAUCCAAAGAGUUCUUUGGGAUAAGACAAUAGUAUUAGUAGUAGUUUUUAGUACAAGUACUUAUCAUGUAUAUGUGAGGGAAAGGUAAAUUCUAUCCUAUUUCAUGAGAUUUAGUACAACCCUCAAUUUUUCUUAAUAGAGGAAAUGAUCUUGUAUCCACAAGAUACUAUUUUUAUUUGAUUGUUUGUUGAAUUGAUAA
This is a messenger RNA of Nicotiana tabacum (common tobacco), 1919 nucleotides long. RefSeq lists its product as uncharacterized. The record is from RefSeq and is a predicted model, not a curated record. Lineage: Eukaryota; Viridiplantae; Streptophyta; Magnoliopsida; Solanales; Solanaceae.